CGUCCAUGUUAUUGUUAUUUUGUUAGCUGGCAGUGUGAUGAGACGGACUGGAGAGCCGUCGGGCUCAAAGACUAGGUUAUUGCUCUUCCAGGCCGCCCCGGACUAAGCAGCAAUCCCGGAGAAAGAAGCCCUGUCGCCGUUAGGGGAGAUCACCCAGUCCAGACUUCUCCCACCAGCAGCCCUUCGAACGACACAGGCUACAAAAACAAUACGGUAUCCGCCAAACCUAACGCUAGCCCCAGACGUGUUGUGUACGGUAACACCCUCCGCAGUACGGUAACACCCUCCGCAGAUAUGAACGGCAUCACCAAGGGCAGGUUUGAGGUGUUUUCCAACAGUGAUGAAGCUCCCAUUAACAAGAAGCUUCCCAAGGAGCUGCUGCUCAGAAUCUUCUCCAACCUGGACGUGAUCACAUUGUGCAGGUGUGCCCAGGUGUCCAAGGCGUGGAAUGUCCUGGCCUUGGAUGGUAGUAACUGGCAGAAGAUUGACCUGUUCAACUUCCAGACAGACAUAGAGGGUAGAGUAGUGGAGAACAUUUCUAAGCGAUGUGGAGGCUUCCUGAGGCAGCUGAGUUUGAGGGGAUGUCUCAGUGUGGGAGACGCAUCCAUGAAGACGUUUUCCCAGAACUGCCGUAACAUCGAGGCGUUGAACCUAAACGGCUGCACUAAGAUCACAGACAGCACCUGUCUCAGCCUCUCCAAGUUCUGCUGCAAACUCAAACAGCUGGACCUCACUUCCUGUGUGUCUGUUACCAACCACUCCCUCAAAGCUCUCAGUGAUGGCUGUAGUAUGUUGGAGACAUUAAACCUGUCGUGGUGUGACCAAAUCACCAGAGAUGGCAUCGAGGCUCUGACCAGGGGCUGUAACAACCUACAAGCCCUGGUCCUACGUGGCUGCACACAGUUGGAGGAUGGAGCACUGAAACCCCUCCAGAAACACUGUCCUGAACUAACCACUAUCAACAUGCAGACCUGCUCACAGAUAACUGAUGAUGGCUUGGUCAGUCUGUGUCGGGGGUGCCACAAACUGCAGAUGCUGUGUAUCUCUGGCUGCAGUAACAUUACAGACGCCUCUCUCACCGCUCUGGGGCUCAACUGCCCCCGACUCAAGAUCUUGGAAGCAGCACGAUGUUCACAUGUUACAGACGCUGGGUUUACUGUACUGGCCAGGCAUUGUCAUGAGAUGGAAAAAAUGGAUUUAGAAGAAUGUGUCUUGGUGACUGACAACACUCUAGUCCAGCUCGCUAUUCACUGCCCUCGCCUGCAAGCACUGUCUCUCUCCCACUGUGAGCUGAUAACUGACGACGGUAUCAGGGCGCUGAGCAGCAGCGUGUGUGGACAGGAGCGCCUCACGGUGGUGGAGUUGGAUAACUGCCCUCUGAUCACAGACGGGACUCUGGAGCACCUGAAGAACUGUCACCGUCUGGAGAGGAUAGAACUCUACGACUGCCAGCAGGUCACCAGGGCCGGCAUCAAACGCAUACGGGCCCAUCUCCCAGAGAUAAAGGUCCACGCCUACUUUGCCCCGGUGACGCCCCCUCCCUCGGUGCACGGCGGGGGCCAUAGGCUGUGUCGCUGCUGCGUCAUCCUCUGACAGUGGAGGGCCCGGGGGGGGCACCCCACAACAAUAACCCACCGCCACGUGAUGAGACCGACCCUGAACCCCACCACGACUACACACCACCCUGAACCCCACCACGACUACACACCACCCUGAACCCCACCACGACUACACAACACCCUGAACCCCACCACGACUACACAACACCCU
Molecule: messenger RNA, 1770 nt
Organism: Salvelinus namaycush (lake trout)
Lineage: Eukaryota; Metazoa; Chordata; Actinopteri; Salmoniformes; Salmonidae
Product: F-box/LRR-repeat protein 2-like
Exons: 14
Coding region: 295-1593 (432 amino acids)
Biological process (GO): SCF-dependent proteasomal ubiquitin-dependent protein catabolic process
Cellular component (GO): SCF ubiquitin ligase complex
Molecular function (GO): protein binding
Source: RefSeq, a predicted model, not a curated record